This is a messenger RNA of Drosophila erecta, 1621 nucleotides long. RefSeq names its product ADP-ribosylation factor 1 (gene Arf79F). The coding region runs from base 449 to 997 and encodes 182 amino acids. NCBI's taxonomy places the organism in Eukaryota, Metazoa, Arthropoda, Insecta, Diptera, Drosophilidae. Gene Ontology annotation, molecular function: GTPase activity; GTP binding. Gene Ontology annotation, cellular component: plasma membrane; cytoplasm. The record is from RefSeq and is a predicted model, not a curated record. Gene Ontology annotation, biological process: vesicle-mediated transport; intracellular protein transport. The transcript has 5 exons.
AUUUAUCGUCGGUGCUUUGUUUAUGGCAUUUUCGUAUGAGGACACAAGAACGAUCUCUUUUGAUCACCAACGCCGUCUGGAAUAAAAUAACAUGGUCAAAUUAUAUAAUUCGCAAAAAUUUGCCAACUCUGCUUAACAGAGAACAGUGACUUGUGCUCAUCGACUAUCGGUAGCGCUAUCGAUACAUUCUCCCCAUUAUCUUUCUAUUCGCAAUUCGGUGUGUGGUGUGUUUGGCAGCAGAGAAAAUUCAAUCAAAGAAAAGUCCACGAAAAACGGCAGAUUAAACGAUUCUCCCAGUCCAUGCACACAAGUCCGCAGUUUGCAUAUUCUGAUCGGUAUUGCAACUCGGAUUUGAACUUGUCAUAAUUCCAGCCAGCAGACAGCGAGCAGACCAACCUGAGAUCCAACUUCCUAAGACUACUGAGCAUCCGAAAGACAAACAGCAGCCAUGGGAAACGUAUUCGCGAACUUGUUCAAAGGCCUAUUCGGCAAAAAGGAAAUGAGGAUAUUGAUGGUCGGUUUGGAUGCCGCUGGUAAAACCACAAUUCUGUACAAACUCAAAUUAGGCGAAAUUGUUACAACGAUACCUACCAUUGGUUUCAAUGUGGAGACUGUAGAAUACAAGAAUAUUAGCUUUACAGUGUGGGAUGUGGGCGGCCAAGACAAAAUUCGUCCCCUGUGGAGGCACUACUUCCAGAAUACACAAGGUCUUAUCUUCGUCGUGGACAGUAAUGACCGAGAGCGUAUCGGGGAGGCGAGAGAAGAGUUGAUGCGCAUGCUGGCAGAGGACGAGCUGAGGGAUGCAGUCUUACUAAUCUUCGCAAACAAACAGGAUCUGCCAAAUGCAAUGAAUGCGGCCGAAAUCACCGACAAGCUCGGCUUGCACUCACUCAGAAACCGCAACUGGUACAUCCAGGCGACGUGUGCAACUAGCGGCGAUGGGCUUUACGAGGGACUCGACUGGCUGUCCAACCAAUUGAAGAACGCUAAUCGCUAAUUAAACACUAAAACUAAAGCAACAAUAUGAAUACAACUAACUCUGAUUUCAAGCAAGCCGAAGCAUCUAACCAGCAUCCAAAACCACAGAAAGAGUGGCUGAAGAACACCCAGCGGUAAACGGUGGAAAUCGACAUCAGAAGGAGUUAUCACAAAACAGCAGCGGCACCAACACCAACAACAAGAGCAGCAAAUCUUCGCAUAACUUAAAGGGCUCCUUAUGUCCGUAUUUCCAAACAAGAAACUGAAAUUGUUUAUUGAAUUGCAGAAACAUAACUUUUCAAGCAGCAUAUAAAAAACGCUAUAAUUUAAUUUAAAUUCGUAUACAUAAUUAUUGGAUGUUUAAAACGAGUAAAAGAAAAGCCCAACCAAUCACACGAGAAAGGAAACUAUAGUAUAUGGUAUAAAAAUGUCUUUUUUAAGUUAUUUUUGUCCUCUCCCUCCCCCUCAUCAAAAUAUAUAUUUCUUUUUAAUUUUAUAAAUAUAAAAGUAAUAUUAAUGAGAAAAAAACUGUAAUUGUAAUUGCUCUUUAAAAUACAACAAAUACCAUUUUAAUUUUUAACCCUUCUGUUUCUUGUUGUCGCUUGGCCACGCAAAAUCCAUUAAAACUUACGCAUAUACAUAA